Blastomyces gilchristii SLH14081 is the source of this 1526-nucleotide messenger RNA. RefSeq lists its product as uncharacterized. The record is from RefSeq and is a predicted model, not a curated record. NCBI's taxonomy places the organism in Eukaryota, Fungi, Ascomycota, Eurotiomycetes, Onygenales, Ajellomycetaceae. The transcript is spliced from 3 exons. The coding region runs from base 307 to 1251 and encodes 314 amino acids.
GAGUUUAAUACCUGUUAAAUAUCCGUGUAUUUCAACCACAUGGAUGAGGUUCACGUGUUCUUGGUUGCCAAAAAGGGGUGUGAUAUGGAUGAGGCUCAAAGGGGAAAGAAAGAAGAGCAUUCACGCCCAUCGUCGUCAUCUCCUCUCCCGACAUCAUUCCCACCUUGCAAGCCAGCCUACUUCAACUUCAUCCUCAUCUCUUGCGCUGGACGGAUUUCGAAAAUCCUAUUAAGCACAAACAUUGACUUCCAAAUUACGUAUACUGCACCUUGCUCCCAUUAACUACCUACGUGCCGCCACAAGAAAAUGAAGCCACUCGUUAUCCUGCACUUCCUCGCCCUUACCGCCUGGGCCUUGAAGCCCCUCGCCCCUAGGGACCAUGGGGACCAAACAGUCAUCGUAGUUAACAAGUUAGCCCCAGACACCCACAGCUACGGCUACAGCGGCACUAACCCUGUCGAUGGAUGCUGGGAGAGCCUCGACUGCUCCCUGACCCAAAUCGAAGCAAUGUCCAUGGCGAGCCGACUCGAGUUCAUCAAGUAUCUGAGCACCUGGCGCCUGGACGCGUUGCACUCCAUGGACCAAUUCCGCGCGUUUGAAGGGGUCAUUGCCUUCUUCAUGAGGAAGGAUAUCGGUGGCACGGGCACGUGGUUGUCGCUUGUACAUGCUGCGUGCAUCGAGGCGUUGCAGAGGGGUGCGGCUAUCUCGCUGGGCUUGUCGAGUAAUACCGGUGGGAAUCCGGCAAGUGAGAAGUGGGCGGAUUAUUUUUAUCAGAGGAGGACGGGGAGGCUUACGGAUAGAGGUGCCCACGAUUUAUCCUGGGCUGUGGCAGAACAAGCUGCCGUUGACUACGGCAUGCGCCGCGCAGACUCAUCGCUGCAGAUCGAAAAGCCCUCCGGCCGCGUGCUACGCUGGAUGCAGUUCACGCGCGUAUACAGAACAGCCAUGCAGUAUCGCCGUACGAUCUUGUGGCUUAUGAGGAUGGGAUUCACAUGGUCUAGCCCCUCCAUACCCAUGGCCGUGGAAGCUUUCAUAGAUUGGGUCACGGACGUGACAGACGCAACCUCUACUGGCUUCCUAGCCGAUGUGGCUUGGACCCUUUCUGCGCUGGGGCUAUCCCAGCACGGAGAAGACCCCGCCGCUGACAGUGAAGUGAUGUUGAAGAUUGUCACAGAGUUUUGGGAGGUUUUCCAAUUGAGGAAUACCGGUGGUGGUAAUGGGGAGCAGGGAGGCAUUUCACAGCGAAGAUAGAUCAAGUAUCUCCUUAUACGGGGGCUCUGUGUGAGGAUGGAGCUAAGCGUGGGGUUGUGUGCAUUGAUGCGGUGUCAUUGGUGAAAUGGUUGGAAGUGGAAACAUCGUGUCCUGUUUACAUGUUUACAGAAUAUAGUUUAGUAUAUCGGUGAGUGAUAUUCGGUGGAUGAUGCAGCAUGAAGAUGUUGCAAAUCAAGAGAUUUUUAUUUUUCUUAUCAGUGAGCUCGGAAUCGUUUUUCGAAACAGGUCUCUAAUUUGUAAAUCUCAUUCUUCAG